AUGGAACCAAUAAAUAAUAAUAAUAAUAAAAAUAAAAAAUAUAAAUUUAAUUUUAGUAAAAUGCAUGGUGCAGGAAAUGAUUUUGUUGUAUUUCAUAUCAAUGCUGUUAAAAGAUUAAAUAGUGAUGACGAAUCAGAAGUUUCAAUCGAAGAAAUAAGUAAAGUAACACCAAAGAUUUCUCAUAGAAAACUUGGGAUUGGAUGCGAUCAGUUAAUUAUUGUCGAUGAUUCACCAAAGAAUAAAGAAACAAAUUUUGGUAUGCAUGUCAUUAAUUGCGAUGGUGUCAUUGAAAUGAUGUGUGGCAAUGGUGUUAGAUGUGCAAGUAAAUAUUUACUCGAUAACCACAUUAAAUCAAAAAGCAAAUCAUAUGAAGGUAAUGGAGAGCAAUUAAUUGAAACUAAAUCUGGCGUAAUCAAAACCUAUCCACUUUUAGAUCACCAAAAUACAGAUUAUAAACAAGAUAGUAGAUUAAUGGUUAAAGUUAAUAUGGGACAACCCAAAUUAGUAUCAACCUCACUAAAGAAAUAUAGUUUAGAUGAACAAAUAUUAAAAAAGAAUUCAAUACCACCAAAAGAAUCGUUCGUUAUUACCAUUGAUGAUUUAAACUUACCAUAUUGUAAUAAGAUUGAAAUCGUUUUAGUUAGCUGUGGAGGUGCUCAUGCAGUAGUUUUUUUAGAUAGAAACAUAGAAUUGGGAUACUUUACACAAAACUAUGGAAAAGAAGAUUUGAGUAAAAUCAAUAUUAAAGAUUUAGCUGAUAAAAUUCAAGAACAUCCAUUAUUUUUAAAAGAUACUAUUCCAAAUGUUGAAUUUGUAUAUCAAUCUAUCAAAGAUAAAGAAAUCAAUAAAGUCCAAUCUAGAGUCGUCGAAAGAGGAUCAGGUGAAACAUUAGCAUGUGGUACUGGUGCUUGUGCUGUUGGUAUUGCCGCUUAUUUAUUAAACUAUGUUAACGAUUCUUCUGAUAUUUCUUGCGAAAUGCCAGGUGGUAAUUUAUUAAUCCAAUGGUCUUCCGAAACCAACGAAACUUUUAAAACUGGCCCUGCUGUUACUUUGUUCAACUCUGAAUUUACAGUUUAA
Messenger RNA from Dictyostelium purpureum, 1077 nucleotides. RefSeq lists its product as uncharacterized. The record is from RefSeq and is a predicted model, not a curated record. NCBI's taxonomy places the organism in Eukaryota, Evosea, Eumycetozoa, Dictyosteliales, Dictyosteliaceae. Gene Ontology annotation, cellular component: cytosol. Gene Ontology annotation, molecular function: diaminopimelate epimerase activity. The coding region runs from base 1 to 1077 and encodes 358 amino acids. The transcript has 2 exons.